This is a messenger RNA of Pipistrellus kuhlii (Kuhl's pipistrelle), 1937 nucleotides long. It is a transcript of the gene MFSD12, whose product is annotated as major facilitator superfamily domain containing 12. Lineage: Eukaryota; Metazoa; Chordata; Mammalia; Chiroptera; Vespertilionidae. The coding region runs from base 151 to 1566 and encodes 471 amino acids. Gene Ontology annotation, cellular component: membrane. The record is from RefSeq and is a predicted model, not a curated record. The transcript is spliced from 10 exons. Gene Ontology annotation, molecular function: symporter activity. Gene Ontology annotation, biological process: carbohydrate transport.
GGUCCACAGGCGCCCGGGCCGCAGGAGCGCUCGGCCGGGCGGACGCGCGGACGCAGUCGGCGUUGGGGGAGAGGGGCUCCCGCAGUCGGGUUCGGGGGGGCCCCCGUUUGCGGCGCUUCCGACGGCCCAGGCCGAGCCCGGGGUGCUGCCAUGGGCCCGGGGCCCCCGACGGCCGGCGCGGGGGCGCCCCCGCGGGCGCUGCCCCUGACGGCGCGGCUGAGCUACGCCGUGGGCCACUUCCUCAACGACCUGUGCGCGUCCAUGUGGUUCACCUACCUGCUGGUCUACCUGCACUCCGUGCGCGCCUACAGCUCGCGCGGCGCCGGCGCGCUGCUGCUGCUCGGCCAGGUGGCCGACGGGCUCUGCACGCCCCUCGUGGGCUACGAGGCCGACCGCGCCGCCGGCCGCUGCGCCCGCUGCGGGCCCCGCAAGGCCUGGCACCUGGUCGGCACCGUCUGCGUCCUGCUCUCCUUCCCUUUCAUCUUCAGCCCCUGCCUGGGCUGCGGGGAAUCCACUCCGGAGUGGGCCGCCCUCCUCUACUACGGGCCCUUCAUCGUCAUCUUCCAGUUUGGCUGGGCCGCUACCCAGAUCGCCCACCUCAGCCUCAUCCCCGAGCUCGUCACCAACGACCACGAGAAGGUGGAGCUCACAGCUCUCAGGUACGCCUUCACCGUGGUGGCCAACAUCACCGUCUUCGGUGCCGCCUGGCUCCUGCUCCACCUGCAGGCCUCUUCCAACAUGGGGCCCACCCCGGAUGUCAGUGACCAGCUGGGGGUCCAAGAUGUGCCAGUGUUUCGGAACCUCUCCCUUUUGGUGGUGGGCAUCGGCGCCAUCUUCUCACUGCUGUUCCACCUGGGCACCAGGGAGGGGCGCAAGCAGCUGGUGGAGGAGCCGGAUGAGCACAGCCCCCUGCUGGCCCCCACCACGGCCCGCCCCUUGGUGCUCUGGAAACACUGGCUUCGGCAGCCGGCCUUCUACCAGGUGGGCUUCCUGUACAUGAGCACGAGGCUCAUCGUGAACCUGUCCCAGACGUACAUGGCCAUGUAUCUCACCUACUCCCUGAACCUGCCCAAGAAGUUCAUCGCCACCAUCCCGCUGGUGAUGUACCUCAGCGGCUUCUUCUCCUCCUUCCUCAUGAACCCGGUCAACAAGUGGAUCGGGAGGAACAUGACUUACUUCGUGGGCCUUCUGGUGAUCCUGGCCUUUGCGGCCUGGGUGGCAUUGGCAGAUGGGCUGGGUGUAGCUGUCUACGGAGCAGCUGUGCUGUUGGGCACGGGCUGUGCCACCAUCCUUGUCACCUCACUGGCCAUGACAGCGGACCUCAUCGGCCCCCACACGCACAGCGGAGCCUUCGUGUACGGCGCCAUGAGCUUCUCGGAUAAGGUAGCCAACGGGCUGGCAGUCAUGGCCAUCCAGAGCCUGUACCCCUGCUCCUCGGAGCUCUGCUGCGGGGCCUGCGCAGGCUUCUACCACUGGGCAAUGGUGGCCGUGACAGGCGGUGUCGGGGUGGCGGCUGCCCUCUCUCUGUGCAGCAUCCUCAUCUGGCCCAUCCGCCUGCGGAGCUGAGUCCCUGGAGCUCAACCCUGACACUCCCAUAUGGCCUCCUGCUCUAUGCAAAUGAGCUGCAACUGUGCACAUUCUAGGCCCUGCUCCUCAGAUCCCUGCCGCCUCCUGCCUGGCUGCAGGGAGGGUGGGUGAGGACAAGAGGGGCUGGACCCCCCCGGCCCAUCUCCACUGGGGUGAGACAUAGCUAGGCCUUCUGGUGUCAGGAGCCCAUGGGUCCUCAUCGGUUUGGGGGUGCCUAAGCCUCACUUGAAUGGGUGACUUGGGGUGCCCUUGCUAUGUUGUACGGGGCUGCCCUGAACUCAGCUCCCCCUCACCCCUGGCCAGCUCGGGUCUCCAGGCGCUGCUGGCAGUGAAUGAAGAGCUCACAGGAA